Molecule: messenger RNA, 7421 nt
Organism: Jaculus jaculus (lesser Egyptian jerboa)
Lineage: Eukaryota; Metazoa; Chordata; Mammalia; Rodentia; Dipodidae
Gene: Myo9b
Product: myosin IXB
Exons: 41
Coding region: 120-6572 (2150 amino acids)
Biological process (GO): intracellular signal transduction
Cellular component (GO): myosin complex
Molecular function (GO): ATP binding; microfilament motor activity; GTPase activator activity
Source: RefSeq, a predicted model, not a curated record
CGGGUGCCCGGGCGGCUGGGACCCCGCCGAGGACCGGCGGCGCGCGGCGUCUGAGGCCCGGCGGCAGGAGACGUGCACCGUGAGUUGGGGAGGCAUGCUGAAGCCAGGCAGUGGGCAGGAUGAGUGCGCAAGAGGCGGGCAGCUCCAGCCGCAGGCAGCAAGCUGCCUACCACCUGCAUAUCUACCCCCAGCUGUCCACCACCGAGAGCCAGGCCUCGUGCCGUGUGACGGCCACCAAGGACAGCACAACAUCAGACGUGAUCCGGGAUGCCAUCACCAGCCUGCAGCUAGAUGGCACCAAGUGCUACGUGCUAGUGGAGGUGAAGGAAUCGGGAGGGGAGGAGUGGGUGCUGGACGCCAACGACUCUCCAGUGCACCGUGUGCUCCUGUGGCCGCGGCGUGCGCAGGACGAGCACCCACAGGAGGACGGCUACUACUUUCUGCUGCAGGAGCGCAAUGCCGAUGGCACCAUCAAGUACGUGCACAUGCAGUUGGUGGCACAGGCCUCUGCUACCCGGCGCCUGGUGGAGCGUGGGCUUUUGCCACGACCACAGGCUGACUUUGAUGACCUGUGUAACCUGCCCGAGCUGACGGAGGUCAACCUGCUGAAGAACCUGAAGCAGCGCUUCCUGCAGCAGAAGAUCUACACGUAUGCAGGUAGCAUCCUUGUGGCCAUCAACCCCUUUAAGUUCCUGCCCAUCUACAACCCCAAGUACGUGAAGAUGUACGAGAACCAGCAGCUGGGCAAGCUGGAGCCGCAUGUGUUUGCUCUGGCCGAUGUGGCCUACUACGCCAUGCUGCGCAAGCAUGUGAACCAGUGCAUCGUGAUCUCUGGCGAGAGUGGCUCUGGCAAGACACAGAGCACCAACUUCCUCAUCCAUUGCCUCACCGCACUCAGCCAGAAGGGCUACGCCAGCGGCGUGGAGAGGACCAUUCUGGGUGCUGGGCCUGUGCUGGAGGCAUUUGGGAAUGCAAAAACAGCCCACAACAACAAUUCUAGCCGGUUUGGGAAGUUCAUUCAAGUCAACUACCUGGAAAGUGGCAUCGUGAGAGGAGCUGUGGUGGAAAAAUACUUGCUUGAAAAGUCUCGCCUGGUGUCUCGUGAGAAGGAUGAGAGGAACUACCACGUGUUUUAUUAUUUGUUGUUCGGUGUCAGCGAGGAAGAGCGCCAAGAAUUUCAACUCAAGCAGCCUGAAGACUAUUUCUACCUCAACCAGCAUAACUUGAAGAUUGAAGAUGGAGAAGACCUGAAACAUGAUUUUGACAGGCUCCAGCAAGCCAUGGAGAUGGUGGGCUUCCUGCCCGCCACCAAAAAGCAGAUUUUCUCCAUCCUCUCAGCCAUCCUGUACCUGGGGAAUGUCACUUACAAGAAGAGAGCCACUGGCCGUGAUGAAGGCUUAGAGGUCGGGCCUCCUGAGGUGUUGGACACACUGUCCCAGCUUCUGAAGGUGAAACGAGAGAUUCUGGUGGAGGUUCUGACAAAAAGAAAAACAGUGACCGUCAAUGACAAGCUCAUUCUCCCCUACAGCCUCAGUGAGGCCAUAACUGCCAGGGACUCUAUGGCCAAGUCUUUGUACAGUGCCCUGUUUGACUGGAUCGUGUUGCGGAUCAACCAUGCCCUCCUCAACAAGAAAGACAUGGAAGAGGCCGUCUCAUGCUUGUCCAUUGGGGUCCUCGACAUCUUUGGCUUUGAAGACUUUGAGAGGAAUAGCUUCGAGCAGUUCUGUAUCAACUAUGCCAACGAACAGUUGCAGUAUUACUUCAACCAGCACAUUUUCAAACUGGAGCAGGAGGAGUAUCAGGGUGAAGGAAUCACGUGGCACAACAUUGACUAUACUGACAAUGUGGGUUGCAUCCACCUCAUCAGCAAGAAGCCCACUGGUCUCUUCUACCUGCUGGACGAGGAAAGCAACUUCCCCCAUGCCACAAGCCACACCCUACUGGCCAAGUUCAAACAGCAGCAUGAGGAUAACAAGUACUUCCUGGGAACCCCAGUAAUGGAGCCAGCCUUCAUCAUCCAGCACUUUGCAGGGAAAGUGAAGUAUCAGAUCAAGGACUUUCGGGAGAAGAACAUGGACUACAUGCGACCUGAUAUUGUGGCACUUCUGCGGGGCAGUGACAGCUCAUAUGUACGUGAGCUCAUUGGCAUGGACCCUGUGGCUGUGUUCCGCUGGGCUGUGCUCCGGGCCGCCAUCCGGGCCAUGGCUGUGCUACGGGAAGCCGGGCGCCUACGUGCAGAGAGAGCUGAGAAGGCUGCAGUAGGUGUGGGUAGCCCUGGUACCCAAGGUCAUGUGGGAGAGCUGCCAAGAGGAGCCAACACCCCAUCAGAAAAGCUUUACCGGGCGAGGGAGCGGAGCGAUUUGCAUAACCAAAUCAUCAGAAGUCUCAAAGGACUGCCGUGGCAGGGCGAGGACCCCCGUAGGCUUCUUCAGUCUCUCGGUCGGCUCCAGAAGCCCCGCGCCUUCUUCCCGAAGAGUAAAGGUAUCAAACAAAAGCAGAUCAUUCCAAAGAACCUGCUGGACUCCAAGUCCCUGAAGCUUAUCAUCAGCAUGACCCUGCAUGACCGCACCACCAAGUCGCUCCUGCACUUGCACAAGAAGAAGAAGCCGCCCAGCAUCAGUGCACAGUUCCAGACAUCCCUUAACAAGCUCUUGGAGGCACUAGGGAAGGCCGAGCCCUUCUUCAUCCGCUGCAUCCGCUCCAAUGCAGAGAAGAAAGAGCUCUGCUUUGAUGACGAGCUGGUCCUGCAGCAGCUGCGGUACACGGGCAUGCUGGAGACUGUGCGCAUCCGGAGGUCGGGCUACAGUGCCAAGUACACAUUCCAGGACUUCACAGAGCAGUUCCAGGUGCUGCUACCCAAGGAUGUCCAGCCCUGCAGGGAAGCAAUCUCCACCCUGCUGGAGAAGAUGCAGGUAGAUAAGAGGAGCUACCAGAUCGGGAAGACCAAGGUCUUCUUGAAGGAGACAGAGCGGCAGGUGCUGCAGGAGACACUGCACCGUGAGGUUGUACGCAAAAUCCUGUUGCUACAGAGCUGGUUCCGGAUGGUAUUAGAGCGCCGGCACUUUCUGCAGAUGAAGCGUGCGGCUAUUACCCUCCAAGCCUGCUGGCGGUCCUACCAUGUACGCAGGACACUGGAAAGGACGCAGGCAGCCAUCUACCUUCAGGCUGCCUGGAGGGGCUACCAGCAACACAAGGCCUACCACCGACAGAGACAGAGCAUCAUCCGCCUACAGAGCCUCUGCCGGGGCCACCUGCAGCGCAGGAGCUUUUGCCAGAUGGUUUUAGAGAAGCAGAAGGAGGAGGAGCAAGCCAGGGAAGCCGCACAGUUGGAGACUGCAGAAGGGAGGCCGAGACCACUGGCUACUGCUGAAGAGCAGGUGGCUGAACAAGACAUGGAGCUGGCAGAAGAUAGUGAGCAUCUGACCUUGGAAUCCGAGGAAUGGCCACAAAGGGACAAGUCCUCAGCCAGCACCUCCCCAGCUAAUAAGGAGACACCCAGCCCAGAGAACGAAUCUCCAUCCCACAAAAUUUUACAAACUGAAAGUCAGGAGAAAGUGCCCAGUAGCCGGGAGAAACGCGAAUCCCGUCGGCAGCGCGGGCUAGAACAUGUGGAACUCCAAAAUAAACACAUCCAUUCCUUUAAGGAAGAGAGUACCCUUAGAGAACCUUCUGGAAGGGCCAUCCUGGAGCCAGGGGAGAACGUCCUCCAGGACAAAAAAGGGCACAGAGAUAAGACUGCUUCAGAGGCACAGAUGGAGACCAUAAGCAUGCCUCCUAAAAAGCAGCCCAUGACCACCAAGGACUCUGGAGACAGCAAGAAGGUGCCCCCAGGUGGGGACCCCAGGCCUAGCCAUAUGCAACGGCCCACCAGUCUGGCCCUGGAUAGCAGAGUUGAACCAGGGGUACCCAAUAGCACCCCUAAGACUUUACAGGGCAAGGCAGGGGUCAGCCCCAGGGCUCAGGACUUGCCUGAGAGUCCCAGUGGUUCUGCCCAGAUUCAGCGGUACCAGCACCCGGACUCAGAACGGCUGGCGGCUGCUGUGGAGUUGUGGCGGGGCAAGAAGUUGAUGGCCAUUGGUGGCCCCAGCACCAUGCUGAGCCAGUCCCUGGACCUCAGUGAGAAGAACCAGGCUACUGAGACAGCACUCACACCCACAGAGGAGCGGCGCAUCUCCUCCUCUGCAAGCGAUGUCUCCAAGCUGUCACCAGCCAAGGCUCAGUCUUCAACUGAAACUGAUGGGGACUCAAACAUCAAGAAGCCAGCAGCCCACAAAAAGAAAUCUGGUGAUAUGUCCUCUGGCCCAGACACUGGGCUGUCCCCAGGCUCCCAAGGUGAUUCAAAAUCCACAUUUAAGAGACUUUUCCUUCAUAAAAUGAAGGAUAAAAAAUAUAGCUUGGAGGGUGUGGAGGAGAUGGAGAGCGGUGUUAUGGGGCAGAUGGUGCUGGAACCUACCACCACAAAGAAGAGUCUAGAAGUGCCCUCUACCCACCAGCAUCGCCAUGCAGUGGGUGAGAAGCUCACCAAAGGGAAGAAAAACCGAAAUCUCAAGAUUGGCAAAAUCACAGUGUCAGAGAAGUGGCGGGAAUCUGUGUUCCGGAAGAUCACCAAUGCUAAUGAGCUCAAAUACCUGGAUGAAUUCCUACUCAACAAGAUAAAUGACCUGCGUUCCCAAAAGACACCCAUCGAGAGCUUGUUUAUUGAAGCCACUGAGAGGUUCCGGAGCAACAUCAAGACCAUGUACUCUGUCCCAAAUGGCAAGAUUCAUGUGGGCUACAAGGACCUAAUGGAGAACUACCAGAUUGUUGUCAACAACCUGGCCACUGAGCGUGGGGAGAAGGAUACCAAUCUAGUCCUCAACGUCUUCCAGUCUCUGCUGGAUGAGUUCACUCGAAGCUACACCAAGAAUGACUUUGAGCCUGUGAAGCAGAGCAAAGCUCAGAAGAAGAAACGGAAGCAGGAACGUGCUGUCCAAGAGCACAAUGGCCAUGUGUUUGCCAGCUACCAGGUGAGCAUCCCACAGUCAUGUGAACAGUGCCUCUCCUACAUCUGGCUCAUGGACAAGGCCUUGCUAUGCAGUGUGUGCAAGAUGACCUGCCACAAGAAGUGCGUACACAAGAUUCAGAGCUACUGCUCCUACACAGGUGGGAGGAAGAGUGAGCCAGGGGCCGAGCCAGGCCACUUUGGCAUGUGCGUGGACAGCCUGACAAGUGACAAGGUGUCUGUGCCCAUUGUGCUGGAGAAGCUUCUUGAACAUGUAGAGAUGCAUGGCCUGUACACGGAGGGCCUCUACCGCAAAUCAGGCGCAGCCAACCGGACACGGGAGCUGCGCCAGGCACUGCAGACAGACCCUGCAGCAGUCAAGCUGGAAGACUUCCCCAUCCACGCCAUCACUGGUGUCCUGAAACAGUGGCUUCGUGAGCUUCCAGAGCCACUUAUGACAUUCGCCCAGUAUGGAGAUUUCCUCCGCGCUGUGGAGCUGCCAGAGAAGCAAGAACAACUGGCUGCCAUCUAUGCUGUACUAGACCACCUGCCUGAGGCCAACCACACCUCCCUGGAGCGGCUAGUCUUCCACCUUGUAAAGGUGGCCCUGCUAGAGGAUGUGAACCGCAUGUCACCCGGGGCACUGGCCAUCAUCUUUGCACCCUGCCUUCUGCGCUGCCCUGAUAACUCAGACCCACUAACCAGCAUGAAGGAUGUCCUGAAGAUCACCACAUGCGUGGAACUUUUGAUCAAAGAGCAGAUGAGGAAGUACAAGGUGAAGAUGGAGGAGAUUAACCAGCUGGAGGCAGCAGAGAGUAUAGCCUUCCGCAGGCUGUCGCUUCUUCGGCAGAACUCUCCUUGGCCUCUCAAACUGGGGUUUUCGUCUCCUUAUGAGGGGUUCCUGACCAAGAGCCCCAAGACACACGUCAGCCGAGAGAGCAGCCUGGAUGAGCUGGAAGUGCUACCGGAAGAGGAGGCAGCUGGUGGUGAUGAGGACCGAGAGAAAGAGAUCCUCAUGGAGCGCAUCCAGUCCAUCAAAGAAGAAAAGGAGGACAUCACGUACCGGCUACCUGAGCUGGACCCGCGAGGCUCUGAUGAGGAGAACCUAGACUCGGAGACGUCCGCCAGCACCGAGAGUUUGCUGGAGGAGAGGACCACUCGGGGGGCCUCAAAAGGGCCCCCUGUGCCUGCUCUCCCCUGCCCCAGCGUACCCGCCCCGAACCCCCUCCCCAUGGCUGCGGGCCCUCCACGACGAAGGCCAUCAUCCUUCGUCACGGUCAGAGUGAAGAUGCCACAGCGGACACCCAUCAUGCCCACAACCAACAUCAAACUCCCACCAGGCCUGCCCUCCCACUUGCCCAGCUGGACACCAGUGCUCUGUGAGGCCACCGUCCCUGUGAGACGCCGAGAACCCCCUGCCCGUCGCCCUGACCAGGUGCACUCGGUGUACACUGUGCCUGGGGCAGAUGUGCCCCCCCAGGGCACCCUGGAGUCCCUGGAUGAUAAUGCCCAGCCCCCUGAGGCUAAGCGUAGGUACUCAGACCCUCCAACAUACUGCCUGCCUCCUGACUCAGACCAGGCUAAUGGCUGAAGACCAUCAUGGGCACAUUGUUUGUGUAUGAGGACAGCCCAUCCACUGUGGACCUGGGCACCUGUCUGCAAGCUGGGGAGCUAGCAUUCAGCCCUCUGAGAAGGAUCCAGAAUGAAAAGCUCCAUGAGGGGUGUGAGGUGGAUUCUGGUUCCACAUUGGGAAGGCAGGGGGUAGCCACAAGAGCCCUGAAUCUCAGCAGCAACCACACAGCCUCACCAUCCCCUUUUGUAUGUCUUUUUUUUUUUUUCCAGUAACUUUUCUCUUUAUGUGGUUUAUAUAAUUUUUAAGUUGUAACUGCCUUAAUGGAAGACCAAAUGUUUUUUAUAUGUGUAUGUUCCAACUUUUAUAUUAACGCUGUGCGUCUCCAGUGUAACAUGGACUUGAGGGCUCAAAGCACAGACCACCAUUGGUCUCUGAGGUCUCUGAUCAGCUAGUGGUCACUGGUCUGGACUCUGUGACAGUUUUCCAGUAAUCACUGGAAUCUUCCAUGAGGUCAAGGCUCUUGGCUAGAGCUAGGACAUAGAGUUGGGGGAACUUCACCCCAAGGUGGCACCAACCUUGCAUUCCAGGGAGGCUUGAAUGUAGCCAUCACAGCUAUGUCCACCAUGCCUUGGACAUUGCCAGCAACUGGGAACCUGCUCUUGGCACUAUCUGCCUUAAGACCCAGCAGGAGCCUGAGACUCAGGACCUUAAGAGACAGGCCAAGCAUGGCCUGAAGCUCCAUCUCCCAGCAGAUCCAGUACUUCUGAAUUGGGCUCUUCUCUCUGGUUCUGUGCACUCUUGAGCACAUGGCCACAGGCUUGGGCAAAGAACACCCUGCAGGUGUGAAAUAAAGAGAGUGCCUGAGGA